AACUGCGACACGGUGUCCAGCAGUGUAAUCACCCAAGGGAGCAGCAGUAGCUGUAAUCAGAUGUAAAUGACCUCCUUCUCCUCCUCCCCCCUCGUCCUGGCUCCACAUGCACAGAGCAACAGGUCUAAAUCCCAUCUGUGCACGUCUCUGCAAAGCUUAUGGUUGUUGAUGAAACUUUGACUCUGAAUCAUUUUGUUGUAUGCAUUUGUCUUGACUGGAGAAGAGAUGUUUCGGACAGCAGUAGAGCACGCCAAGAAGCACCCUGGACUCAUCCCCCAGUUCUUCUUUAUUUGUCUGGGAAUGGGAGGAGCAACUCUAUAUCUGAUCCGGCUGGCCAGAGGACCCCAUGUUACCUGGAACAAGACUCACAACCCAGAACCAUGGAAUAGACUUGACCCCACGUACCAGUACAAGUUUGUGGCCAUCGACACAGACUACAAAAACCUGAAGAAGGAAGGACCUGAUUUCUGAUUUUCCUUCAAAAACCAGAAUGGAAAAAUUACAGAAAACCCUGAUCUGGGGUCAUAAUCGCUCCUCCUGCCCUCGCUGUUGUCCACACUGCAGGUGAAAUGGAUCCCAGAUCAGGAUGUAUACAGAACCCUUUUAGUGUCUGUGUCUGUAUGAUGUCUUCAAAGCUGCUUCAUGUGACUGGUACUGUCAGGGAAUCAAUCCUAAAGGCAAACUGAAAAACACAGCAUCUCUACAUGCAUUUACACGCAACACAUAUGCUCACCUUAUGUCAAAUACUGAAGAGUAACCGCUAAGAUUUGACUCUGUGUUAAAGCAUUAGAUCAGUGGUUUGGCUUGUUUUCAUAUGAACUCAAAUCUGAAUGUAUUAUUUUGAAUGUUUAUUGGUUUUUAUUUACUUCUGUAGUCUAUGAUAAACAAUCACAGGAUUCCAAAUUCCAAAAUCUGACUCAGAUCUGUUUUUAAUGUUGCAGAGGAAUCAUUAGAGCUGCACGAAACAGCAAGAAGGAGAAAAAAAACAGAUCCGAAAACCCAAAAGUUUAUGAGCCUGUAUCCGCAAAUGGUUGAAUGUUAAAUAUAUCUAUGGUUUGUUGUUAACGAGCUAAAACUUCUGCUUGCUUUCAGUUUGUUUUGAAUAUCUGAAGGUUAAACAGACACCAACUUCUCACAUCGCAAUACAGGCCGGCUGCGUUGCAUUAUAUUAAAGGACAAACUAAUGCGACCGACUGCUUUUGUUUCUUCACAACUGUCACAUGAUUGUGGGUUUAGCAGCCACUAAACUCAGCAACGACUGUGUAAGUUCUGAAAAACGCAGAGAGGCAUGAAGCAGUCUGGAUUCUUUCAAUAAAUAAACUGAUUCUGUCUGAUUCA
Molecule: messenger RNA, 1338 nt
Organism: Stegastes partitus (bicolor damselfish)
Lineage: Eukaryota; Metazoa; Chordata; Actinopteri; Pomacentridae
Gene: ndufa4l2a
Product: NDUFA4 mitochondrial complex associated like 2a
Exons: 4
Coding region: 226-471 (81 amino acids)
Cellular component (GO): respiratory chain complex IV
Source: RefSeq, a predicted model, not a curated record